Brassica napus (rape) is the source of this 1053-nucleotide messenger RNA. RefSeq lists its product as uncharacterized. Bases 1 to 1053 code for a protein of 350 amino acids. The record is from RefSeq and is a predicted model, not a curated record. NCBI's taxonomy places the organism in Eukaryota, Viridiplantae, Streptophyta, Magnoliopsida, Brassicales, Brassicaceae. The transcript has a single exon.
AUGUCCCUUGGCGAAAUGAUCGGAGAAGUAAAGGUUUUGGCCUUUGACCCUACUAAGCCGAUUACACAACCUUUCAUCAGAGUUCAGGUACGCUUCAACGUAGCCAAACCGCUGAGGAUGGCAAAAGUGCUGAAUAUGGGUGAAGGAAGAACUCACAUCAUCCACUUCGACUACGAGCAGCUUCAGAAACGCUGCUACACCUGCAAGCGACUUAAUCAUGAAAAGAGCAUCUGUCCUUUGGAGGUUAAGAAAAGACAGGAAGCAGCUACGUUGAGAAGGGAAAAGAUCAUAGCGGAGAAGACUAAACCGACCACGGUUUUGAUACAGAGUGACCCGCUUUUUGGAGUUCUUGAAGAGGAGCAGGUUGGUCUUAACCCGCUCACGGGGAGACCAAAAAUUACGACUGAGGUGCUGGAGGAGAUGAGGAGAUUCCUCAUGGCUGAUACAGGUGAAUCGUUGGCAAUUAAGAUUGACAAAGUGAAGAAGUCGGUUGCUGAGACAGAGCGUGACCCGAUUCUCCAAAAGACAGUUCUCCGCCUGGAAGCUGCACCGAUCAUCACCACAAACCUCAACAAAGGCAAAGGCCACAUCUUUGAUUUCAGCGACCAGGAGAUUGUUAGAGGUGAAUGGGACGUAAACGUCAACUCAGACAAGCUUAUGGCAGCUUCUAUGAGGGCAAAUAGAAGCUCUUCUCACCAGUCCCCUCUGUUGCUUUCCAGUAAAAGCUUUAUUGAUGAUCCUAAGGGUGAGACAAUGGGUGCUUUUUCUAACAGUCCUACGGUUUUCAGAGCUGGUUCUUUAACACCAUGCUUUACCGGGACAGUUAAGAAAAGGAUCACUAACAGGAGGAGACCACCAAAACUCCAGCGACAAAGAAACAAGUUGGCGCCCUCAGAACUUUCAAAGAAAGGGGAUGAAGACAGAAGAGAAGGCAAACAAGAAGUUGGGUCUAGAAAAAGGAAGAAGACUAACCAGGGAACAGAGGCUGUUUCCACCAGCAAGGCGCAAUGCCUUAAGGUGAUCCCGUAUGAGGGAUCGCCCUCUCCUCAAUGA